CACCAAACCCCUUGCUUGCAUCUAUUAUCGUACUAUUUGUAUUCUCCCUGCACACUUCAAAUGGCGCGCCAGGGCGGUCGGAGGGCAAAUUUCAAACAAAGGAGGCAGCGAGUCAGGCGAGAGCAACAGCACCAGCAGAGGUACCGGGCGAGGGGGCGGGCGCAGCGGUAACCGGACUUCUGGCCCACGAAAGGCCGUGUUUCGCCCGUCUGUCCGAGCUCUGCCAGUUGGUGGCGCCCCCGGCGACACGGCAGCAGCACAUGCAAACCUUACCAACGCCAAUGGGUCGAAGGUGGCGACGGAGCAAAAGGAGAGAAUCAGUGGGCAUCCGGGCCUACUGCUUGUGAACCGGAAGCUGUCGAACAGCGCCGGGACUGUGCCAAAGAAGCACAUGGCUGGGGUACCGCAGGCGGUUGCUGAAAAGCCUGGGUCGGCUGCGGCAGAUGCCGGGAAGCAGGAGAAUCCGUGGCUGGCGCGCGGUCGCCGGAUGAGUGCAAGGGCUAACGCGGCUGUGGAUGACGCAGCGACAUCGACGGGGGCUGCCAUAUUGGGCAGCAAGCAGGCGGUCUCAAGGAAAAGCGGUGCUGCCAAAAGUGGCCAGAAGCUACCCCAGAUUACUCCAGUGCCGGUUGGAAGCAACAGGAGCAAUGGCAGCAAGCAGUGGGACGAGAUGCUUGAUACUGAAGGCAUUGAUUUCUCGCAGGACCUGGAGUUUGGUGAUGGUGCCACGGUGCGGAUAAGCCCUGUGCCACUGUCUCCUCAGCCCAAGGAGCCACCACUAGCUACUGCUGCAACUAAACAGCAACCACAGCAGCCAGAUGCAGCAGCUGUUGCUGCAGAUCCAAAGUCGGAGCCAGUCAAAUCGAGCGAGCGAAACAUCAAAUCGAAGCCAAAUGCCAGCAAACCGGCCCAAAUCGCCGGUGAAGUCGCAGAGACUAUUGGCCCAGCUUGGCCCACGGCCAGCAGCGCAGAUAAACAGCAGCAGCAACAAGAACAACAGCAGCAGCAGUCCGUUGAUCGGAAGGUCGAGGUAAAGGUCUGGGGAAAGCCUGCCAAGACGGUUGCACCAGCCAAGACCGACGAUGCCGGGGAUGCAUCACCAAAUACACGGUGGUGGAAGGCAAGCUUGUCUGGUGGUGCUCGAGCAGGUCCACGGCCAGAAACAACAACAGCAGCGACAUCUGAUCAUGCUUCGCGACGGCAGCAGCAGCAACAGCAAAAACUGCAGCCUGCUGCAGCUGGGUCCCCUAAGCAGCUGCGACAGAUGCAGAAGCGGCCUGACAGAGGAGAGCCACGGGUGUCUCAGGCUGACAGAAGCGAGCGCAGUGGCCGAUUCCAGCGCGGGGGUCGACGCCACCAGGCGCCAGUCCCCACAGUCGUUCCACCGCUGCUGCUUACGCGAGCAGGCAUGCGCAGUACUAUGCAUAUUGAUGGGGAUAUAGAUGGCAGUGCUGCCGACACAGCCAGCAUCGAAGAACCAGUGCCUAUGGCCAAGUUGCCGGAAGCGAAUGAGACAGAAGAGGCUGCGACGAAUUCGGGGGGUAAUGUCGGGCAGGUGGUGCCGGGUUCCAACUUUACAAGCAAGAAGGCGGUGCAUGAGCCAGCAGUCGAGUCAACAAUUGCCCUUGCACCAGCACACGGGACAUCAAAACAGGAAUCGCCAGAAUCCUAAGGAGCAGCCAGCAGUCAGUCAGCGCACCAAGGACGUGAAGAGUAAUGGUGUCUCGCGCCCUACUACAGCAGCACAGCGCAGGACCGAGCCGGGGCAGUCAUGGCGCAAGGAUGGACGUGAUAAUCGGAGCGUGGGCAACUGGCGGUCAGGCCAUGCACAGAAGGACACUAUUAAUUCGCCACAAGUAUACCAGCCGAAGCAUGCAGCAGCAGCAAACCAGCUGGCAUCUUCUGUACCAACUCCGGUCAUGGCCGGCAGCAAAGGUGUUGCUCGGGAUGACAGUAAACCGCAGCAGCACAACAGCUUUGAACGAGGCAAGCAUGAGCCGAUGUCAAAGGCCAAGAUGGCAAGUAG
Linderina pennispora is the source of this 2026-nucleotide messenger RNA. RefSeq lists its product as uncharacterized. The transcript has a single exon. The annotation marks the transcript as partial. The record is from RefSeq and is a predicted model, not a curated record. Lineage: Eukaryota; Fungi; Kickxellomycota; Kickxellomycetes; Kickxellales; Kickxellaceae.